AUGCCUCAACGUCUAGUAGCGCACAAGUUCUCGUCGUUUGUCGCAUUUUACUCGUGUUCCAGACAGCUGGGCGUCCGGAAUUUUAUCACACUACAUUCCCGACGACCGUAUGAGCGACAUGUCCCCGCAAUUGGCCGGGUGAAAAGUCUCGGAAGCAAGCGAAGGUUUCAUGCGUCAAACCCAAUAAGCGCUCCCAAAAACCCAUACGAAGUUCUUGGCGUGAAGAAGGAUGCGACAGCUGCUGACAUCAAGAAAGCGUAUUUCUCGCUGGCGCGUAAAUGGCAUCCAGACACCAACCCCGACAAGGAUGCUCGCGAAAAGUUUGUCGAAAUUCAGGAAGCCUACGAUACCCUGAAAGACGACAAGAAGCGUGCUGCAUAUGACCAGUAUGGGUCUACAUCCCAGCAACCGGGAUUCGACCCAGACGCAUUCGCAAGAGCAGGAUUUGGUGGGUUCGGAGGUGGACAGUUCAGAGGUGGCUUCCGGGCGGGUGGUUUCCAGGACUUCAGCGAUAUCUUUGGUGCUGGCAUGGGUCGAGGAGGUCAAGGAAACAUUUUCGAGGAGCUUUUCACUCAGUUUGGACAAGGCGGACGUGGUCCUCGAGCAUCCGCCAACGUUCGCGGUUCCGACAUCGAGACUACCAUCGGAAUCGACUUCUUGGACGCCUGCAAGGGAACGAAGAAAUCUGUUACCGUUCAGCCUGUUGUCAAUUGCCAUACCUGUUCUGGAAGCGGGUUGAGAAAGGGUGCUAAACGGACGACUUGUGGCGAGUGUGGAGGCUCGGGUCAACGGACCUUUGUCAUUGACAAUGGGUUCCAUAUGGCCACAACUUGCGGCGCUUGCGAUGGAGUGGGAAGUACCGUUGGUCGUGGUGACCAGUGCUCGCCUUGUGGAGGAGCAGGCAAAGUUCGCGUUAAGAAGCAGGUACAGGUCGACAUCCCAGCUGGCGUUGAGGACGGCAUGACCAUUCGUGUUCCCAACGCGGGAGAUGCACCCAUCACCGGCUCAGGACCUGUUGGAGACCUGCUCGUGAGGAUCCACGUUAAACCGUCAAGUGUGUUCAGGCGACAAGGAAACAACCUCUACUACAAGGCCAACAUUCCAUUCUACUCUGCAUUGCUUGGUGGUCGCGUUCGCGUGCCUACUCUGAACGGCGAUGUCGACGUGCGGGUUCCUGGUGGAACGCAGCCAGACGAAGAGAUGGUCUUGAAGGGUCGGGGUGUUCCUUCGGUCUAUGGUUCUGGUAGCGGCGACUUGUUCGUUAGGUUCUCGGUUUCCAUCCCCAGGUCCUUGUCAAAGCGACAACGGGAACUUAUCCAAGCUUACGCCGACGAGGUCGAAGGAAGAACGUCAUCAUUCACAUCCACCUCCUCCAAUUCCUCGUCUUCGACCUCAUCUUCGAGUUCGACCUCACCAUCUUCAUCCUCCCAAAGCAAAUCUACUUCGCAAAAGUCUGAUGGUAAGGACGUCUCCCCUGAUUCGGACGGCUGGUUGUCGCGUGGAAUGCGCAAGUUGCGAGACAUGUUUGGCUCGUAG
Coprinopsis cinerea okayama7#130 is the source of this 1536-nucleotide messenger RNA. RefSeq names its product DnaJ protein. Lineage: Eukaryota; Fungi; Basidiomycota; Agaricomycetes; Agaricales; Psathyrellaceae. Gene Ontology annotation, cellular component: cytoplasm. Gene Ontology annotation, molecular function: heat shock protein binding; ATP binding. Bases 1 to 1536 code for a protein of 511 amino acids. Gene Ontology annotation, biological process: protein refolding; response to heat. The transcript is spliced from 6 exons. The record is from RefSeq and is a predicted model, not a curated record.